UCACGUGACUCUGUGUUUCCCUGCUAACAACAUGGCCGCCGAGGAUCUGCCGUCUGAUUUUGACGUCGUCAUUCUGGGGACAGGUCUGGCUGAGUCGGUGGUGGCAGCAGCCUUCUCCAGAGUCGGUCAGAGAGUUCUUCAUCUCGACAGGCGAAGUUAUUAUGCAGCUAACUGGGCCAGCUUCACCUUCAACUCUCUGCUCACCUGGAUACAGGAGCACCAGGAGGAGUCUCAGCCAGAGGAGGUUCAGGAUUGGUCGAGCCUGUUGGAGGAAGGGGAGGAGCUGAUCUACCUGUCAAACUCAGACUCCGCCUCCAUCAGUAACCUGCAGGUGUUCUGCUUCACCAGUGAGGAAGACGAGGAGGAGGAAGCUCAGAGUCUUGAUGCUCAAAACACCACAGAAGAAGACAGAGGAGGAGCUGCUGAGGACGCUGUCAACGAAACAUCUGAGACAGAAUCUGCAGGUUCAAAGGAGGAAGAGGCGGAGCAGGAAGUAGCAGCUGGAGAAGAAGAACAACAGCAGGCCUCCCACACAGAGGGGGAGGAGCCAGAGGCAGAUCAGCCCACCCCCGCUGCUGCUCAGAGCCAAUCAGAGCCAACCAGGAAGAAGAUCAGCUACGCUCAGCUGGUGAAGGAAGGACGCAGGUUUAACAUCGACCUGGUCUCCAAGCUCAUGUAUUCUCGCGGCUCAUUGGUCGAUCUGCUCAUCAAAUCAAAUGUCAGUCGUUAUGCAGAGUUCAAGAACGUCACCAGGAUACUCACCUGUCGCCAAGGAAAUGUGGAACAGGUGCCCUGCAGCAGAGCGGAUGUCUUUGCGAGUCGUCAGCUGUCUGUGGUAGAAAAAAGGAAGUUGAUGCGUUUCCUCACUUCCUGUGUGGAAGACACGGAGGAGCAGCUAGCCUACAAUGGUCGGCCAUAUGUGGAGUUCCUGCGUGAUCAGCAGCUUAGUGACAACCUGCAGCACUUCCUGCUUCACUCCAUUGCCAUGGUAACAGAGGACACGCCCACAGAGGAGGGCCUCGCCUCCACACGUCACUUCCUGCGCUGCCUGGGUCGCUACGGAAACACGCCCUUCCUGUUUCCUGUCUACGGCCUGGGAGAGAUACCCCAGUGUUUCUGUAGGAUGUGUGCUGUGUUUGGAGGUAUCUACUGUCUGAGACACUCAGUCACUGCUCUGCUGGUCCACAAAGACACCAACAGAUGUAAAGCGGUGAUUGACAGCCGAGGACAGCGAAUCAGCUGCAGCUACUUUGUUGUGGAGGAAGGCUUCGUUGGAGCUGACAGGAAGAAGGUGGCCACACCCACCAGGUUUCUCUCCAGAGCAGUUUUGAUAACAGACAGCUCCGUCCUGCCCAGUGACUCAGACCAACAGGUCUCCAUGGUAACGGUUCCUCCAAUAGCAGCAGGAUGUCCAGCGGUGAAGAUGGUGGAGCUCUGUUCGUCCACGAUGACCUGCAUGCCGGGAACAUAUCUGGUCCAUCUCACCUGUCAGUCAGUUGGCUCCGCCUACGAGGACCUGUUGCCGGUGGUUACCAGGAUGUUCCGCAGGCCAGAGUCACAUGACCAAGAGACCUGUCCAUGUGUCCUCUGGUGUAUGUACUUCAACAUGGCCGACGGUUCGGGGCUGGAGGUGGAAGGUCAUGACCUCCCGUCUAACGUGUACAUGUGCUCUGGACCUGACGGAGCUCUGGGACACGAACACGCGAUCAAACAGGCCGAGUCCAUCUUCCAGAAGAUCCUUCCUGAGGAGGAUUUCUGUCCUCCUGCUCCCAACCCUGAAGACAUUAUCUACGAUGGAGAGAACCCCUCCUCCACCGGAGAGGAGGAGAAGGAUGGAGAGGAGGAGGAGGAGAAGGAUGGAGCAGCAGAGGAGGAGAAGGAUGGAGAGGAGGAGGAGGAGCGGAGCCUUCAGACUGAGGAGUAACAUGUCUAAAUAAAGAACAAACCCUCCUGCAGUCAGUCGUGGGUUAAAGUUGCCUUCUCGUUUAUCGUCUUAAAUCUUUAUUAUUUUUCUAUCAUUUGUUAUUUUUCUGCUUCCUGUCUUAUUUAAAUAUUGUAAACAGAGUUUGUUCUGUGGAAACAUUAAAGCUUCAACAUGAA
Epinephelus moara (kelp grouper) is the source of this 2100-nucleotide messenger RNA. It is a transcript of the gene chm, whose product is annotated as CHM Rab escort protein. Gene Ontology annotation, cellular component: Rab-protein geranylgeranyltransferase complex; cytosol; cytoplasm. The record is from RefSeq and is a predicted model, not a curated record. Gene Ontology annotation, molecular function: GDP-dissociation inhibitor activity. NCBI's taxonomy places the organism in Eukaryota, Metazoa, Chordata, Actinopteri, Perciformes, Serranidae. The transcript has 17 exons. The coding region runs from base 32 to 1924 and encodes 630 amino acids. Gene Ontology annotation, biological process: vesicle-mediated transport; small GTPase-mediated signal transduction; intracellular protein transport.